Leishmania mexicana MHOM/GT/2001/U1103 is the source of this 1938-nucleotide messenger RNA. RefSeq names its product putative p450 reductase. The coding region runs from base 1 to 1938 and encodes 645 amino acids. Gene Ontology annotation, cellular component: cytosol. The record is from RefSeq and is a predicted model, not a curated record. Gene Ontology annotation, molecular function: flavin adenine dinucleotide binding; FMN binding; NADPH-hemoprotein reductase activity. The transcript has a single exon. Lineage: Eukaryota; Euglenozoa; Kinetoplastea; Trypanosomatida; Trypanosomatidae.
AUGUCGUUCCUCUACAUUGUCGCCACGGUGCUGUUCGCCUUGGCUGGCUAUUUCUACUUCCAGCUGAACCGGCAGGCUUCCGGGCGCUAUGGCGCUGUGUCUGCCACCACCAAUCCCAAUGGCAAGAAGGCGCCUGGCGUGAGCGACGCCGCUGCCAGCGGCAGUGACGCAGUUGCGAAGAACGAAAAGGAGGUCACUGUCCUGUUUGGAUCGCAGACAGGCACGGCUGAGAUGUUUGCCAAGACGCUGACUCGCGAGGGUACGAAGCUCGGUGUGCCUAUCAAGGUAUGCGACGUCGACUGCUACGAGGCGUACAACAUGGAGUACGAGCGCCUUGUCAUUCUAAUAUGCGCCACCUACGGCGAGGGCGAGCCGACUGACACAAUGAAGAACUUCCACGACUGGAUGAUGGACGAGUGCCGCUCGCCAGGGGAGGAGCUGGCGAAUGUGAAGUACGCCGUGUUCGGCCUGGGUGAUCGUCAGUACAAUUACUUCUGCGAGGAGGGUAUCGUCAUGGAUAGCCGCUUCGAGGAGCUCGGGGCGCAGCGCAUUUUCGGCCUUGGCUGCGGCGACUCGGGCAACGGGCAGCUGGAGGAACAGUUCGAUGAGUGGUGCAAGGAUCUCUGGCCCGCUGUCGGGCGUGCUCUGAACAUCACUAUCAAGGAUAACUCGGAAGAGCCCGUGGAGCCACAGUGUCGAAUCAAGUACUGGGAGGAGGCCGAGGAACCGCUUGCGUUCCCCAAGACGACUUCCGUGCUGGAGCCAACGCAGCGCCUGCCGGUGUGGGUGCCCAUCAUCCGCAACGAAGAGCUGCUGCGCAAGACCGAGGGGCACAGCACCCGCGCCAUCGAGUUCAGCAUCAGCGGCACCAUCAUCUCCUACCAAGCCGGUGAUCACCUCGGCAUCCUGCCGUGCAACCCGGAUGAGCUUGUCUCACAGUACCUGCAGUCCCUCGGCAUCUCCGACGAGGAAGCCUGCCGCGUCUUCUCUCUGCAGGAGAAAAGGACGCUCAAGAACGUCCUCCCAACUCGUGUGUCGAUGCGCACGGCGCUUAAGUGGUACAUCGACCUCACCGGACCCCCGAAGAAGUCGACGCUGCGCGCCUUUGCUCACUGCUGCACCGACCCCGUGCAGAAAGAGGAGCUGCUGCGCAUUCUGCGCGUGAACCCGGACGCACAGAGGGAGUUCGCGAAACUAUGCGGUAAGCUGCGCACGAUGCUAGGCUUCCUGCGCAAGUUCAACUCUGCCAAGGUGCCGCAGUCCUUUUUCCUCGAGCUCAUGCCGCGCAUCGCGCCCCGCUACUACUCUAUCUCCUCCGACCUCCUUGCCACACCGACCUUGGUGGGGACGACGGUCGGCAUUAUCGAUGGUGGUCUGUGCACGAACAUGCUGGCCAGGAUGCAGGUGGGCGACAAGGUGCCCGUGUUUGUGCGCAAGUCCAACUUCCACCUCCCGUUGCGGCACAAGGAGCGGCCGGUGGUGAUGAUUGGCGCCGGCACCGGUGUGGCACCAUUCAUCGGCUUCAUUGCGCGCCGUGGGGUCUGGAAGCAGAAAGGCACUGAACUCGGCAAGUCCAUCCUCUUCUUUGGCUGCCGCCGGCAUGACGAGGAUCACAUCUUCGAGGACUACUGCACGGAGGCGGUGCACGAAGGGGUCCUGUCGGCGCUGGUGACCGCGUACAGUCGCGACCAAGCCCACAAGGUGUACGUCCAGCACCGGCUGAGGGAGCGGGGGGCGGAGAUAUGGGAAAUGUUGGUAUCGGGCGCGAAUGUCUACAUCUGCGGUGACUCGAGGCGCAUGGCCAAGGACGUGGAGGCGGAGCUCAAACGCAUUGUGGAGGUGGAGGGCAAGAUGUCGCGCGAGGCCGCUACCGAGCACAUCAGAGCGAUGGAAAAGGAGGGGCGGUACCUAAAGGAUGUGUGGUCGUCGGCCUUGUAG